AUGACCUCUCUCCUCCUCCUCCUCCUCCUCCUCUUCCUCCUCCUCCCAUCCCUCAUCUUGAGAGCUUCGAGCCAUCGACUUUCACAGGAUGCGGAUGAAAGCUCCUUCUCUGUCGUCGUUCGGGCUUCAGAGAUGAUCCUUGCCAGCAUCGUACCUAGAGCAAGAUCACUGGUGUUCAACGUAUCUGAUGUGCACUUCCAGGCAGCAACUCCUGCAAUGCUGCGAUCAGCUCGGCUUGCGAUUCUUGAAUUGUCAAAUCUGUGGUAUGUCUCUCAAGCGACCAAUGACUGGCUGGCCCUGCAGCCCAGGGACACAACGACUGUGCCGGAGGUGGAGAGAAAGGAUCUGAAGAGGAUGGUCAACAUCUUGCAGCGCGAGGUAGAGAACACCGACAUCAUCCUGACUGGCCUCCGUCAAUCCAACCAAAAGGCUGUCGCGUCAGAGGAUGGUGUUCAGUUUGUCCUGCGUGCCAUGCUCGCCCACGACGCCAACUCGACUCUUCAGGAGGAGGAGAACAACAGGCAGUUCUUGAAGCUCAAGGGUGUGGACGCAAUUUUCGGCGCAGUGAAGAGCAACUUGGCCAACACGCGAUUUCUUGAGGCGCAUCAAAACGACGUCGAUCUCAUGAAAGAACUUCUCUUCCUGCUCUCAAACAUGGUGCAGACUGAAGAUGUUUGCGCCGAGCUCAUAGGGCACAACGCCAUCGAGUCGGUGGCGUCAGUGAUGGAGCUCAACAAGGAGGUCGCGGAAGUUCAGUCUCUCGGGUGCUCCUGCCUCUGUCACCUCUGCGGCCAUGAGAGCAGCAUGGGUGAACCCGAAGGGUUGAGAUGCCAGGAGGCUGACGGGGCUGCAGCGAGUCUCCUCACCGUCGACGACUCUGAAGGCCUCAGCAUUGUUGCUACCAUCAUCACAGCCCUGCAGCUCCACCCGACUGAUCCCCAACUGGUAAGAAGAGCAGCAAGCUUGUGCCUGGACUUGUGGGUCAGACGGGUGCGAGUUGAAUUUGAAGGAGAUAUCAUCGUCGCGCUGAUAGUGGGAGGAAGGAACAUGAUCAAGCUUGGAGAACAGGAGACGCAGGCACUCGUCCAUGGUGUGAGAGAGGAGGGAGGAGGGAGAGGAGAGAAGCGAGAAGCUGUCCUCAUGUUCUUGUUAGUCCUCAAAGCGUUGGAGUCGCUUGCCAAGUCAGUCAAGAAUCGGCGGAUAAUGAUGAGCUUGAAGGAGGAGUUUGUGAUGGCCAUGACGGAGGAGGAGGAGGAGGAGCAGGGGAGGAUAGUUCCCCUCUGCUUGGCUGUCUGUCAAAGCUCUUCCUGUCGAUCUGCGUCAGUCACCAACAGCGGGGCUCCUCUCCUUAUCGUCAUGGCGCUGAAACAUUUCAGUGAAGCUCAAGGAGACGUUCAGCCAGUCCUUCGACGGGUCGUGCAUGCGCUGAGGAUGGCAAGGAUCGAAGACCCAGGCACUGCUGGAGCCAUCCGCUUGGCAGGAGCGCCGGAGGCUCUGACGCGAGUGAUGGAGAGGCACAGGGAAAACCUGAUGCUGGUGAAGAAUGCGAGGGCAGCGUUGAGCGUGCUGGAGGAGCACCAGGUAGACUUGUAG
Guillardia theta CCMP2712 is the source of this 1593-nucleotide messenger RNA. RefSeq lists its product as hypothetical. The transcript is spliced from 21 exons. NCBI's taxonomy places the organism in Eukaryota, Cryptophyceae, Pyrenomonadales, Geminigeraceae. Bases 1 to 1593 code for a protein of 530 amino acids. The record is from RefSeq and is a predicted model, not a curated record.